Messenger RNA from Saccharomycodes ludwigii, 423 nucleotides. It is a transcript of the gene MRPL51, whose product is annotated as mitochondrial 54S ribosomal protein mL43. Gene Ontology annotation, molecular function: structural constituent of ribosome. The transcript has a single exon. Gene Ontology annotation, cellular component: mitochondrial large ribosomal subunit. The record is from RefSeq and is a predicted model, not a curated record. NCBI's taxonomy places the organism in Eukaryota, Fungi, Ascomycota, Saccharomycetes, Saccharomycodales, Saccharomycodaceae. Gene Ontology annotation, biological process: mitochondrial translation. The coding region runs from base 1 to 423 and encodes 140 amino acids.
AUGGUUGUUAAACUAAAUCACGUUCAAAGUAUUGCUCGUAAUGGGUAUCGUUCCUUUGUCCCACAUAUCAAAAAGAUAACUAUUCAAUAUUGUAAUUGGGGCGGUUCCUCUAAGGGUAUUAGGGAUUUUUUAUCCAGUAAGAGAUUAGAUAAUUUAAUUGAAAAUAACAAACAUAUAGAAUUUGAGAUUGUUAAAAAGUCAGGCCAUCCAAUAUUGAGAGGUGAAUAUGCUAAUGGCAGAGAAAAAGUUAUUUGUGUACGCAAUUUAAAUAUAGAUCUUGUUGAGAAUAAAUUUGCUAUUUUGAGGAACUCUACUGGCGAACAAUUACAUUCGAGAACUAAAAAUGAUAAUGUAGAAAGUUUAAAUAAGAGUGUCAGAGGUAUUUGGUCUCCAUUACAUGAAAUUUUAAAGCAUAAAGUAUGA